AUGGGGAAAUAUUUGGGAAUGGAUCAUCCAACCGCCAGCUUCCCCUACACAAUACCUAAGAGGCUGAAUGCUCUAAGCAGGCCACGAAGAGGUUUCAUUGAAGCCUCGGAUGGACCUGGCUACACACAAUCUGGGAUCAGAAAAUCCGCCUUAAAUGGGCAACCUUCCGAUAGAGUUAAUGAUAUCGCAUGGCCAUGGCUCAGGCGUUUGAUACUAGUCAAAAAGAUGUACAGAAACAAAUUCGAUCAAGAACGUCUGGAAAAACUUGACCGAAUGAUUGAGGCGAGUAAUGCGACCCUCUACUCAAAGUUAGCCCACUGUACCGUAGACCUAAAGAAGCCGCAGGAAGGUAAAGAAAUAAAGAAGAAAAAAGGAUGGUCUGAGAGUGAUUGGAAGAAACACAUGGAUUAUCUUGCAAUGGUUGCUGCACCUAAAAGAGAGUUUCAACCACCGCCUGUAAAGCGUGGCAAGUCCGUGCCCCUUGAAGCCCUGUUGCCAAGGAUCAAAGAGAUAUCGUCUCCGGCUGAUUUCAAAUGCUACAGAAGACAGUCGAAGGAAGUGUGGUACAAGGAUCCAAUUAAGGUACAACCCGCUGCCCUGAAGUACCAAAUCACAGAUCGAACUAAGAAGCUAGCCGCUCCGAGGAGUUUACAUGAAGGCUGA
Spodoptera littoralis (African cotton leafworm) is the source of this 663-nucleotide messenger RNA. The record is from the annotation of a GenBank genome assembly. Lineage: Eukaryota; Metazoa; Arthropoda; Insecta; Lepidoptera; Noctuidae.